Molecule: messenger RNA, 290 nt
Organism: Racocetra fulgida
Lineage: Eukaryota; Fungi; Glomeromycota; Glomeromycetes; Diversisporales; Gigasporaceae
Source: the annotation of a GenBank genome assembly
AUCCUGCAUUUUCAUCAACGAACAAAAAGUCCGAUAAUCUUAGAAUUAAAUCGAGUUCAAGAAUUCAAAAGCUAUUGAGGGAAAAAAAGAAAAGCAUGACAUCACUUUAUUUAGAAAGUAGUAGCUCUGAAGAAGAACUCCAAUAUGCACCUGAAUUUAAACCUAGCUCUCCAACGCACGAAGAGAAUACCAGAGUUGUUAGUUUCUAUGAAAAUCCUGACUCAGCUCAUUCAGAGGAUAGAUUUUAUUCUUUAGAUUGGGAACAAGAUGUUGACCGUAGUUUACCUUAA